AUGACCUCCCUCCCUUUCAUUACCUCUUUGGAGGCCUUGACUGUGACAGAAUCUUCGGGUCUCGCGUCACUAACCCAAUCGUCAUCCACCUCAAAUCCACCACUCCUCGCCUCCAAAACUAUUUCCCCUUCUAUUCCGGCAUCAUCCCAACCGAAGUCCGCCUCUUAA
Molecule: messenger RNA, 168 nt
Organism: Sclerotinia sclerotiorum 1980 UF-70
Lineage: Eukaryota; Fungi; Ascomycota; Leotiomycetes; Helotiales; Sclerotiniaceae
Exons: 1
Coding region: 1-168 (55 amino acids)
Source: RefSeq, a predicted model, not a curated record